UACGCUGUCACGGUCAGCGCACUAUCAGAGGAGAAACACUCGUCAUUUCGAUGUAAUCACGAGUAGUCGCGUUGCUACAGGGCUCAUUGUAGUUCGCCACGAAAGCCCUUUUCAGUGCCGUUUCAAAUGUAGUCGCUUUCGUAUUCUUAUGUCAAAGGCAGAUUUCUGAGCUUCGAGAGGAAAAUCGAUGUUAUCAUCAGUUGCGGUCUAGAUCAAUAAAUCGACCGUCGCCCGCAACUUUACACAGUCCUAUCCCGAUGGGUUGAGUAGUCGACAUCUCGUCUUCGUGGUCAUACCACUAAGUCUGUACUACAAGCACCGGUCACCGUUCCCGUCGAAGCAGUCGCUUGCGACGAAGGCCUCGGAGAGCACAGACUCAGCCCACUGAGUUUCUCGCCGGAUAUUCUGUGGGUCGUGUUUCCGAUCCGGAACUCUGCGAAGCACUGCUUUUGCUAAGGCUAGUAUUAGCAACGUCCUCAGGUUAGAGCGCCGUGAGCUCACCUACUCGCCCGGUCACCCUGGCAUGGCCCCCUUGGUUACCAGUAUAGGGUUUAAGAACAUAAGUGCGAAACGGGUGUCUACCCAGAAGAAUAAAGCGGCAAAAAUAACACUAAAUGCCGACUCCGGGCCCAGCCGUUGGAGCAACAUCACCAUAACAACCUGGUCCCUUAACCUCUUUGAUGGUCACUUCUCCACUAGAAAAGAUUAUAUACACUCAUUGUCACUUCAUUAUUAUUAAAUUCCUAAACAUCUUCUUCAUAUCUUAGUUUAUCUUGUUUAUUAUUUAUUUCAACUCGAGCUGAAGAUGAGCAAGAUUCUGAAAGUAGUGGGCGCCUCAUGGCUGCAAACGAAAAUUAGUUCUUACGUCCUCGGUAUACUUGGUGUACUAGCUAUCUUGGCGCUUUUUGCGGGACAGAUGGAAAGAAGUCAAGAGGACGGUAACUACGCAGCCACAGUAUUUUAUUCGGAGAAAACAGGAUAUCACAUUGAAUAUUGGGGUCAAAGCAACGACCUCGCCGUGAUCCCUAAAGGAGUCGCCCGUGCUUAUUUUCGAAUGGACAUUGAUACGACAGGUUGGUCUAUUUUGGAAAUAGAAACUGAAGGUUCGUACCACGAUGAGAUUCAAGCUUAUGCGGCAGGCAUCGUCGAAGGGGCACUGACCUGGUACUUAAUUCACACACAUUUAGAAAACACUAUUAGAUAUCAAUGUGACAAUACACCUAUAGAGAAACAGUGCAACAAACUUAGGGAUGCUUUGACGAGAUCGCUUGAAAUUUGGAAGAAUCGCGCUUCGGAGCUUUCUGAUAUCGAUCCAUUUUGGCACCACGUGUCUUUACAUUACACUCAAAUAAAUGGGAUACUAACCGGAUGGAGGCAUGGAAUAGAACGCAGCAUGGAACCAUACGAUAGUGAUAUUUCUGACCUAUUAUGGCUGAAUUCAGUGGCCGAGGUUACAGAGCUGCAGCACAAACUCAACAUUUCAUUGGAAGAUGAGAUGUUGCAGUCUAUCCCUGAUAUCUCAAGUGCUUUCUUGAGAAUCGUCAAUGGAACAGGCGAUGAAGGCCCGAAGUUGUUUAUGGCACAAAACGCAGCUGGGCGAUAUUCAUCGAUGACUCGAAUUUUGAAGAGAUACAAAUUGAACUAUCACAAGACAUCAAAGGAGGACUCUGAAUCGGUACCGGGAACGUCGAUCGAUUUUUCAAGUUACCCCGGAUCUAUUACCAGCCAGGACGAGUUCUAUCUUGUGAAAGGGAAUAAACAUCGAAUGGCAGUUGCUGGAACCGCAUUGAGAAACUACAAUAACAAGCUCUGGCAGGAAGUCAACAUUACUGAGCAAGUCCCCGCUGGACCUCGUAUAACUGCUGCGAACCAUCUGGCCACCAACGUAAGCUCUUGGGGCCAUAUCAUUGCCAAAAACAACUCCGGAUCCGCAUCGAAGCAGUGGCUGAUCGUCGACCUCAAUAGAUUCGAUACCCUUUCUGAACACCACGAAAAACAAAAGCACGGACACAGUGAAGUUGUCACCGAAAUUUCAAAUGAUGUAAGACACACGAUAUAUCGAUCUAACAACAGUCAUGGCAAAGGCCUGGUGGAAUUGGUGGAACAAGUCCCUGGGCUCACGCACUCGGCGGAUAUUUCUGAUGCCUUCCUUGAAAAAGGUUAUUGGGCUACGUACGGAUUGCCUUUCUUCAAAAACGUAGCUGAAAAAACGCAUAUCAACAAAAUGGAGGCAUUGCACGGCAAGAUAUUUUCGGAAACCGAAUCACCGAGAGCUGUCAUUUUCCAAAAAGGUUACACAAAUGCAACAACCGCCGAAGAAAUCAUUAAACUAAUGAGACAGAACAAUUUGACUGAAAAUCAUCGUUCUAAGAACGAUACCGUGGAUGUUGGUGACAUUAAUGAGUUUGAAGCAAGUGGGUAUUCAACAGUAAUGGGAGUUAGAGGAGACAUCGUCGACCAUCAUAAGAAGCCAUACGGUAUUAUCGAUACAAAAAUUAUUUGCGCUACUUGGAAUAAGACACCUGUAGAGUUCAUUGCUGUGUCCGGGCCGCCUUACACAGAAAUCCAAGCUAAUGCAACAGAGCUUCGAAUCAACAAAGGGAAUCUGGCACCGAUUUACACAAAGGAAUUUGAUAAUCAACCGACCAUUAACAGUAUCGAGAUAAGAGACCUCGUGAAACAACAGAUAGAAGAAGCGAAACAGGAAACGCUGGACGAAUUCAACAAGAACAUAGUCCAGCCCUUCGACUGGUCGAAAAGCGAUUUCGUCAACGACACACAUCGAGGGCUACCAGACAAGUGGGCGUUUGUAUCAUUCAAACCAAACUGGUCCUGGUGAAUCUCCGUAUCACACAUUCAUAAUAAAAUAUGUACCUUGUAUAAAUAAUUUUACAUUCGUUUUUAUACCACUUUAGGUAAUUUUUUAUCUUUUUAACAUCACAUUUUGUUUACACUUUUUUCUUUUGCAAUUAACAUAAAAAUUUCAACAUUCUUAGUAAAGUCAAUUAAUUUCCUAGUGUUGUUUCCGUCCAAGUUGUACUUCGUGUAUCUCGCUGUUAUUGUAGUUAUAUUUAGAGGAAAA
Bombyx mori (domestic silkworm) is the source of this 3082-nucleotide messenger RNA. It is a transcript of the gene lama, whose product is annotated as putative phospholipase B-like lamina ancestor. Gene Ontology annotation, molecular function: glycerophospholipase activity. Bases 806 to 2839 code for a protein of 677 amino acids. Gene Ontology annotation, biological process: phospholipid catabolic process. Gene Ontology annotation, cellular component: extracellular region. NCBI's taxonomy places the organism in Eukaryota, Metazoa, Arthropoda, Insecta, Lepidoptera, Bombycidae. The record is from RefSeq and is a predicted model, not a curated record. The transcript has 12 exons.